AUGGACCUUGCGCGAACACGAGAGCUCACGUACAAGAGGAAGAUAGAGGUGAUCAAUCGCCUCCAUCAACUCACGAUCCUUGGCAAGCUGCCGCGUGGUGCCUUCACGUCAACAGCCACGCACUUCAAUCUUCAUCGAACCAACGUGUCCAAAAUCUGGAACUCAUACUCGACCAACUCCAUGAUGCCGUCGUCCAAACUAGGCCGCGUCGGGCGCAAGGAGGUCUACCAUGUGGAAACAGUCACGGCCCGUAUCGCAGUACUCCCUGAGACCCAGCGAUCCACUCUCCGUGACAUGAUUGAGACCACCGGCGUGCCAACAAUGAGCCUCCAUAAACACCUGAAAACCGGAACGAUUCAGCGGCGCUCGUCAAGACUCAAGCCACUACUUACCGAUGCGAACCUCCUCCAACGACUCGCAUUUUGCGGACAUGUGUACAUUGUCAAGGGCCAAAGUGUUCGCAAUCGAGCGUGCAAGAGCAAGCGCUUCAUUCCCAAAGUCAUGUUUUUGGCUGCCGUCGCGCGGCCUAGAUUUGAUCAUGAGCGUGGAGUUAUGUUCGACGGGAAGAUUGGAAUGUGGCCGUGCGUGAAGUACCUCCCAGCGGCCCGAAACUCGCGCAACCGCGCCACCGGAACUCUGGUGACGACUUUGGUGAAUGUUGAAGGUGAGCUUUACCGUGACUACGUCAUGACGCGUGUGAUACCUGCAAUCAAGGCGUGUUUUCCAUCGAUGAACAAGCAUGUUGUGUUACAAGACGACAAUGCCACGCCACACAGAGUCAUCACGGACGAACUCCUUGCCUCCGUGUCGACCGAUGGCUGGACGUUUGUUGUCCGCUCCCAACCUCCGAACAGCCCGGAUCUCAACGUUUUGGACCUAGGAUUCUUUGCUUCCAUCCAAGCGCUGCAAUACAAGUUUGAGAGUCAUUCGGUCGAUGAUGUCAUUCGUGCGACCCUUGCUGCAUUCGCUCUCCUUGAAAGCGAGAAGUUGGUGGACGCGUUCCUGACUUUGCAAGCGGUCAUGCGUUUGGUCCUCGAGAACAACGGCGGCAACCAGUUCGGUUUGCCACAUCUAGGCAAGAAAGCCUUGCGCCGCACCGGGAAACUCAUGACCAACGUGUCCUGUCCACAUCAUCUAGUCUAG
Molecule: messenger RNA, 1143 nt
Organism: Aphanomyces astaci
Lineage: Eukaryota; Oomycota; Saprolegniomycetes; Saprolegniales; Verrucalvaceae
Exons: 2
Coding region: 1-1143 (380 amino acids)
Molecular function (GO): nucleic acid binding
Source: RefSeq, a predicted model, not a curated record